AUUGAAGAGGAUAAAACACCUGAGGGAACUGAACAGGAACGAAAUACACCCCCCUCCUCUGAUUUUCCAACCUUCGGCUCAUCUGUCCUUCCGCUCAACUCCCUCAUCAUUGUGGCUCUUUCCUGAUAACCAUCUGUUUUUAUCCUCCGUUGGUCCGCCGCUCCCUCUCCUCUCUCUUUCCUCCUCCUCCUUUCCUCGCUGGCGGGACCGACUGAGCCUGGUGGGAGAUGGGCUGCGGGAAUUCUUCGGUCACGAACACGAGCAGCGCAGCAGGUCUCACUGGAUCCUCCAAAGAAGAAGCUAAAGAGACUUUGCCAGAUGACGAUGAAAAGCGAAAAAACUACGGUGGCGUUUAUGUGGGUCUACCUACAGAUCUGAGCAACAUCCCUCAAGUCCAGAUAGGGUCGCUGAGAGAGAGCGAGCCGGGUGCAUUGUCCCUCAGGACGCCGCUGUGGGGGGUUGGAGUCCAGUCCUAACAACGCACCAGAGAGACGGCAGCACGUGGAGCGAGGGCACAAAGAAGAGGAAAACAAACCUUUCUCAGUGUUGCCACCGGGAACAGAAACUGUCUGCUGUUUGGACUAAACAGGAAGACGCCGUGGGAACUCGGCCUCAUCUGUAAGGACUGCACUGGGACCAGUUCCGUCCUGAUAACAUCUGCCCCAACAAAACCAGUCUGGCCGUAGACGCACUCCCUGACGUCAAACUGGCCGACAAAGGGCCCGUUCUGAUCAUAUUCACGUGAUAGUAUUUGCGGUGUUGUUGGCUGGUUCUCAUAUUUUGCUAUUGUCAAAAUAAACGGAAACUAUUUACAGUGGGGAAAAUUAAGCAGUUGUUUAAAUUCCACCGUGUUAAGGGCUAUGGGCAGUG
This is a messenger RNA of Lampris incognitus (smalleye Pacific opah), 870 nucleotides long. Its product is annotated as overexpressed in colon carcinoma 1 protein homolog. The transcript is spliced from 6 exons. The record is from RefSeq and is a predicted model, not a curated record. NCBI's taxonomy places the organism in Eukaryota, Metazoa, Chordata, Actinopteri, Lampriformes, Lampridae. Bases 228 to 476 code for a protein of 82 amino acids.